Messenger RNA from Erigeron canadensis, 1604 nucleotides. Its product is annotated as triacylglycerol lipase 1. NCBI's taxonomy places the organism in Eukaryota, Viridiplantae, Streptophyta, Magnoliopsida, Asterales, Asteraceae. Bases 169 to 1374 code for a protein of 401 amino acids. Gene Ontology annotation, molecular function: hydrolase activity, acting on ester bonds. The record is from RefSeq and is a predicted model, not a curated record. Gene Ontology annotation, biological process: lipid metabolic process. The transcript has 10 exons.
GGGGGUUACGUUUAGUAAGGGUCAAUCGCAAAAAAAAAAAGUCAAAACAUAGAUCACAAGUACAAGUUAUUGGUGUUGGUAAAUUAAAUCCAACCAACUAAACCAAACCAACCAAACUACCGAAUAGUAGUAUUAACUAAUGCCACUGCUACUGGUGCAUUACUGAUAAUGGCUACACCGUUGCUGCUGCUGUUACUCGGUAUAUGCAUCGCAGCUGCUGACCCUCUAAUAACCGUUGACUCGAUCAUCCAACACAGCCAGUCUUAUGAUGGUGGUUUGUGUCUCAAUCUUAUCCAACCCUCUGGUGGUUAUUCUUGCUUUGAGCACACUGCUGAAACAAAGGAUGGAUUUUUGCUAGGUCUACAGCGUGUGUCAUUGGGCAUUGAUAAUCUGGGAGGACAAAGGGCAGCUCCCGUUUUGCUUCUACAUGGACUCUUUAUGGGUGGUGAUGCUUGGUUUAUGAACUCCCCAAGCCAAUCAUUGGGUUUUAUUCUUGCCGAUUGUGGUUUUGAUGUUUGGGUCGGAAAUGUGCGAGGAACAAAAUGGAGUCAUGGGCAUACAUCAUUGUCAGUUAGCGAAAAGGAGUUUUGGGAUUGGAGCUGGCAAGAAAUGGCUCUGUAUGAUCUCGAGGCAAUGCUCAGUUAUAUAUAUUCUACCACAAGCUCCAAAGUUUUUGUUGUUGGACAUUCACAGGGAACAAUAAUGUCCUUGGCUGCUUUCACUCAGCCAAAUAUUGUUAAUAUGGUUGAGGCUGCUGGUCUUCUUUCUCCUAUAUCAUACUUGGAUCACAUCACAUCUAAAUUUGUUCGUAAUCUUGUUAAUUUACAUCUUGAAGAGGUACUUUCGUUACUUGGAAUACAUCAACUAAACUUGAAGAGUGAUAUCCUCACCACCAUCUUAGAAAUGGCUUGUGAUGGGAACGUAGAUUGCAGCAAUUUGUUAGCAGCCAUCACAGGUGUAAAUUGCUGCUUUAACAGCACUCGUGUGGACUUCUAUCUUGAAUAUGAACCUCAUCCUUCGUCAUUAAAAAACUUGAAACAUCUUUUUCAAAUGAUACGCAAAGGUACUUUUGCAAGGUAUGACUAUGGGACUUUGAAGAAUAUUCUACAAUACGGCCAAUCAAAACCUCCUACGUUUGAUCUUGGCGACAUCCCUGAAUCAUUGCCUAUAUGGAUGGCUCAUGGAGGAAAUGAUGCUUUGGGAGAUGUGAUUGAUGUGCAUCACACCGUAAAGGAAUUAAAAUCAAAACCAAAUCUUUUGUUUCUUGAGGAUUAUGGUCAUGUAGAUUUCCUUUUGAGCACAAGAGCUAAUGUAGAUCUUUACGAUAAAAUGAUCAAGUUCUUUACGUCAUGUGGAACAUCCAGCAGCUCUUAAGAUACAAGCAUGCUACCAUGACAGUAGUCACUAGUGGAGUAGUGGACCGAGCAAAUUUGUUGUCAACAGUUACCUGAUAUUAAUAUGGACACUCGUGUUUCACAUGCUUGUACUAAACCGAGCUCAUGGAUCUUGUCAAAUUAUCAGCAAACUAGAGUUUGUAUACAUUUCCUUCUGUAUCAUAAUCUAUAUAUCGUAACGUGAUGUAAUUAAAGUUUUACACUUUUACA